AUGACAGUGUUAGAAUCAUCUGUUACUGCAGAAACGAGACACGAGCAAUGGAUGAAAGAAUUUGGGCGCAGUUAUGAAGACGAUGCUGAGAAGGAGAAACGGUUCAAAAUUUUUGCGGAGAAAUUAGAAUACAUAGAGAGGUUCAACCGUGAUGGGAAUGAGACUUAUGAGUUGGGUUUGAAUCAAUUUUCAGAUUUAACAUAUGAAGAGUUUGUUUCUGCAUAUGGUUGUUCCCGUCUUGAAAACCAUUUACUAGAGUCAUCCAUCUUCAAUUCAAGUGAAAUUCCAACUAUCGAGUUACCUAAGGUGCCUCCAAAAAGAAAAAGAAGUCCACCUAGCAGGCCUCCAAGGCCUCCAAAAAGAAGAACUCCACCUAGCACGCCUCCAACAACAGGAAUUCCAGGUAGAGUAAAUUGGAGAGAAAAAGGAGCUGUCACCAUCGUCAAGAACCAAGACAAGCCAAAACAAUGUGGAAGUUGUUGGGCAUUUGCGGUAACUGCAACGGUAGAAGGAAUUAUGAAAAUCAAACAGAACCGCCCAUUGGUUGCAUUGUCUGCACAAGAGUUGAUCGAUUGUGACCAAGGGAACAAUGGAUGUGAUGGAGGUAAGGCAUCUAUAGCUUUUGAGUAUAUCGUGAAAAAUGGAAUAACAAGGGAUGUUGAUUAUCCUUAUAGAGCUCAAAAGCUCGGAUGCAAUAGAGGAUCCAAACGUAGUUUUGCAAAUAUUAAAGGUUAUGCAAAAGUAGAAGCAGGUGAACAAAACCUACUAGAAGCUGUGGCACGACAACCCGUUGCAGUUUAUAUCUCUGCCGACAAACACUUUGAAGACUAUAAAGGAGGAAUAUAUGGUAGCGGGCCAUGUAAACCGCAGACGAAUCUCAAAGUUAACCAUUUGGUUACCGUAGUUGGUUACGAAGAGGACUAUUGGUUGAUUAAGAAUUCUUAUGGUACAGGUUGGGGUGAGACCGGAUACAUGAAAUUGAAAAGGCAAGGUUCUUCUCCAAAUCCUGUUUGUGGUAUUGCCAUGGUAGCUUCUUUUUAUCCCACCACUUUUUGA
Molecule: messenger RNA, 1056 nt
Organism: Medicago truncatula (barrel medic)
Lineage: Eukaryota; Viridiplantae; Streptophyta; Magnoliopsida; Fabales; Fabaceae
Product: ervatamin-C
Exons: 2
Coding region: 1-1056 (351 amino acids)
Biological process (GO): proteolysis
Molecular function (GO): cysteine-type peptidase activity
Source: RefSeq, a predicted model, not a curated record